CGUACGGGAUCACGUGACUCCUAGCAGCCGACUUCUCGCUCUCCCCUCCCCCACCCAACGAAAACUGGGCCUGCACCGACAUUCUCAUCUACGGCAACUACCAUGGGCUAGUCCGGACAGAAGAAGUCGAGCCCCGGGGCUGUCGGGGAGCUCCUUCUACCAGUCCAGGAAUUUCUUUCCUUACCCCAGACUCUACUACGGGCGCUAAAGGCACCACGUCACGUGAUGGGAGAGACCGCGGGGAGAAGAAGAGAUGGCCACUCCUCUGAUGGGAGGGGCAAUGAGAACAAGUCAGGUGGUACAGAGCGCCCGCCCGCCCGCGACGCGACAUACUGGUGUCACGUGGAUGUGGCGCGCGGCAUACGGCGGGAGGAGGGGCGCCAAGCGGUGAGGUCACGUGUUGCGCCGCCGCCGCCGGCCCUUGGCCCCUCCUCCAUGAGAGGGGAGGCAGGGCGGGCAAACAUGGCGGCGGUGAGUUAGAAAGCGUCGGACGGCGGGGCUAGCGGCGGUUACUUCCAGGAGCGGCUGUGGCGGGAUCGAGAGAGAAGAUGGUGGAGCCAGGACAAGAUCUGUUGCUUGCUGCUUUGAGUGAGAGUGGAAUCAGUCCAAAUGAUCUGUUUGAUAUUGACCCUGCGGACAUGGGCCUUGCAACACCAGUGCCAGCUGUUCAGCAGUCAGUGCCACUUAGUGCAUUAGAACUAGGCUUGGAGACUGAGGCAACAGUUGCUGUUAAACAAGAACCAGAGACUGUAUCUACUCCAGCACUAUUAAAUGUCAGGCAACCACCAUCAACCACAACCUUUGUGCUGAAUCAAAUAAAUCAGCUUCCAACUUUGGGGACUACAAUAGUAAUGACAAAAACCACACCUGUGACAACUACUAGGCAGACCAUCACUGUAGCAAAAAUCAUUCAAACCAGCACAACUACUCGACCAUCUGUUGCAGCACCAGCAGUACGCAAUGCCUUGACCACUACACCUUCAAAGGACCAGGUCCAGCUGAAAGAUCUGCUCAAAAACAAUAGUCUUAAUGAACUAAUGAAAUUGAAGCCACCUCCGAACAUUGCCCAGCCAGUUGCAACAGCAGCCACUGAUCUAAGCAAUGGUGCUGUAAAGAAGGAGGCUUCUACAAAAGAAGUAACAAGAAUAUGGGUAAAUGAUGUAAAAAUGAGAAGUUAUUCACCUACUAUGAAAGUGCCAGUAAUAAAAGAGGAAGAGGAACCUGAGGAGGAGGAUGAAGAAGAAAUGGGUCAUGCAGAGACAUAUGCAGAGUAUAUGCCAAUAAAAUUAAAAAUUGGUCUACGUCAUCCUGAUCCAGUAGUAGAAACAAGUUCAUUAUCCAGUGUAACCCCUCCUGAAGUAUGGUAUCAGACAUCAAUAUCUGAAGAAAGUAUUGAUAAUGGUUGGCUGUCGGCAUUGCAACUUGAAGCAAUUACUUAUGCAGCCCAGCAACAUGAAACAUUCCUGCCUAAUGGGGACAGAGCUGGAUUCUUGAUAGGUGAUGGUGCUGGUGUAGGAAAAGGAAGGACCAUAGCUGGAAUAAUCUAUGAAAAUUACCUGUUGAGUAGAAAAAGAGCUAUAUGGUUUAGUGUGUCAAAUGAUCUGAAAUAUGAUGCUGAAAGAGACUUGAGGGACAUUGGCGCAAAAAAUAUUUUGGUUCAUUCCUUAAACAAGUUCAAAUAUGGAAAAAUUUCUUCGAAACAUAAUGGGAGUGUAAAGAAAGGUGUAAUUUUUGCCACAUACUCUUCUCUUAUUGGUGAAAGUCAAUCUGGUGGUAAAUACAAAACCAGGUUAAAGCAGCUUCUCCACUGGUGUGGCGAUGACUUUGAUGGAGUUAUAGUAUUUGAUGAAUGUCACAAAGCUAAGAAUCUGUGUCCUGUUGGUUCUUCAAAACCAACAAAGACCGGCUUAGCUGUAUUGGAGCUUCAGAAUAAACUUCCGAAGGCUAGAGUUGUUUAUGCUAGUGCCACAGGUGCGUCUGAGCCACGAAAUAUGGCAUACAUGAACCGUCUGGGAAUAUGGGGUGAAGGAACCCCAUUUAGGGAAUUCAGUGACUUUAUUCAGGCUGUUGAAAGAAGAGGUGUAGGUGCCAUGGAAAUAGUUGCUAUGGAUAUGAAACUGAGAGGAAUGUACAUAGCAAGACAGUUAAGCUUUUCAGGUGUGACCUUCAAAAUUGAAGAAGUUCUACUUUCACAGAACUACAUUAAAAUGUAUAAUAAAUCUGUGAAACUGUGGGUGAAUGCCAGAGAGAAAUUUCAACAAUCAGCUGAUCUUAUUGAUGCAGAGCAACGCAUGAAAAAGUCUAUGUGGGGUCAGUUUUGGUCAGCCCACCAGAGAUUUUUCAAGUACCUCUGCAUAGCAUCCAAAGUCAAAAGGGUGGUACAGCUAGCUAGAGAAGAAAUCAAGAAUGGGAAAUGUGUUGUUAUUGGACUACAGUCCACAGGAGAAGCAAGAACGUUAGAAGCCUUAGAGGAGGGCGGUGGAGAAUUGAAUGACUUUGUUUCCACAGCAAAAGGAGUAUUGCAGUCUCUCAUUGAGAAGCACUUCCCAGCUCCUGACAGGAAGAAGCUUUUUAGUUUGCUGGGAAUAGAUCUGACUGCUCAAAGUAAUAACAAUUCACCUAGGGACAGUCCUUGCAAGGAGAAUAAAAUAAAGAAACGGAAAGGUGAGGAAAUAACUAGAGAAACCAAGAAAGCUCGUAAAACAAGUGGCCUCGCUGGGAGCAGUUCCGAUGAGAGUGAAAGCGAGUCUGAUGCCUCAGACAAUGAAGAAAGUGACAAUGAGAGCUCUAAGUUUUUGAGUUCUGGAGAUGAUGAUGACUUCAACCCAUUCAGAGACGAAUCUAGUGAGGAUGAUGAAGAUGACCCCUGGUUAAUUAGAAAAGACCAUAAGAAAAAUAAAGACAAGAAAAAGAAGAAAAGUAUAGACCCAGAUUCCAUUCAGAGUGCCUUAUUAGCUUCUGGUCUUGGAUCAAAACGACCUAGCAGUCUUUCUUCCGUUGCUGUUACCACUGCUUCUAGUACCAAUACAUCGGCUAACAGUAAUACUAACAGCAGCUUUGUAACAAGUCAAGAUGCUGUUGAAAGAGCCCAGCAGAUGAAAAAAGAAUUGCUUGAUAAACUGGAAAAACUAGCUGAAGACCUUCCUCCUAAUACUUUGGAUGAACUUAUAGAUGAACUUGGUGGUCCUGAGAAUGUGGCUGAGAUGACAGGCCGCAAAGGGAGAGUUGUAAGCAAUGAUGAUGGCAGCAUAUCUUACGAGUCAAGGUCUGAACUUGAUGUACCUGUUGAAAUUUUAAAUAUCACAGAAAAGCAGAGAUUCAUGGAUGGAGACAAGAACAUUGCCAUCAUCUCAGAAGCUGCCAGCUCAGGUAUUUCAUUACAAGCCGACCGUAGGGCUAAAAAUCAGAGGCGGAGAGUGCACAUGACUUUGGAGUUACCAUGGAGUGCAGAUAGAGCAAUACAGCAAUUUGGAAGAACUCACAGAUCAAACCAAGUUACUGCACCAGAGUAUGUGUUCCUAAUUUCCGAAUUGGCAGGAGAGCAAAGAUUUGCAUCUAUAGUUGCCAAAAGAUUAGAGAGCUUGGGAGCUCUCACUCACGGUGACAGAAGAGCAACAGAAACUCGAGACCUUAGCAGGUUCAACUUUGACAACAAGUAUGGGAGAAAUGCUUUGGAGAUAGUUAUGAAAUCCAUUGUGAAUUUAGAUUCCCCAAUGGUGUCCCCACCUGCUGACUAUCCUGGAGAAUUUUUUAAAGAUGUUCGGCAAGGAUUAAUAGGUGUGGGCCUAAUAAAUGUAGAAGACCGAUCAGGAAUUCUGACACUUGAUAAAGAUUACAACAAUAUAGGAAAGUUCCUGAAUAGAAUUCUGGGUAUGGAGGUGCAUCAGCAGAAUGCUUUAUUCCAGUAUUUUUCGGAUACGUUAAAUGCAGUUAUACAAAAUGCUAAAAAGAAUGGAAGAUAUGACAUGGGUAUUUUAGAUCUUGGGUCUGGAGAUGAGAAGGUCAGAAAGGCAGAUACUAAGAAGUUUUUAACUCCGGGAUACUCUACCUCUGGACGUGUAGAAUUAUACACAAUCAGUGUAGAAAGAGGUAUGUCUUGGGAAGAAGCAACUAAGAUUUGGGCUGAGCAAACUGGACCAGAUGACGGAUUUUAUUUAUCUUCGCAAAUAAGAAAUAAUAAGAAAACUGCUAUCUUGGUAAAGGAAGUGAAUCCCAAAAAGAAGCUUUUCUUAGUAUACAGACCAAACACUGGAAAACAACUCAAAUUGGAAACGUAUGCAGACCUGAAAAAGAAAUAUAAGAAGGUACCUUCUGAAGAUGCUCUACCACAUUGGCUAGAGCAGUACAAUUCAUCGGCAGAUACCUGUACCCAUGCUUAUUGGAGAGGCAAUUGUAAGAAAGCAAGCCUGGGAUUAGUUUGUGAAGUGGGCCUCCGCUGUCGAACUUACUUCGUCUUGUGUGGUUCAGUACUAAGUGUCUGGACAAAAGUGGAAGGAGUUCUAGCCUCUGUGAGUGGUACAAAUGUGAAAAUGCAAAUAGUUCGGCUAAGGGCGGAGGAUGGACAGAGGAUUGUAGGUUUGCUCAUUCCUGCAAAUUGCGUAUCGCCCCUUGUAAACCUCCUGUCAACAUCAGACCAGUCUCAACAGCUUGCAGUACAACAGCAGCAGAUAUGGCAGCAACAUCACCCACAGAGCAUCACCAACUUCAACAAUGCAUAAGAGGACAGACUACAGAUGUUGACUUUGGUGUUUGAGAAAAGGCUGUAAAAGCAUAUCACUUGCAUAAAAAUCAGGGACAGAUUCCAAAGAAAUAUUUUUUCAGUUCAGUUGUGUGCUCUCAGAAGUACUUUGGGAAUAAAGAGGUACAUAAAGGAUGGUAGAACUGAAAGCCAGCAGUUGCUUAUGGUGGUGCAUCUGUCUAUGCUCUCUGUAGAGCUUCCUGUUUGCUUUUACUUUUGGCCUUUUAAGCCACAAACCACAAAUUUUGUUUGAAAAUGCUUGAAAAUUCCCAAACAGGCUUUAUUUUUAUCUUGUCAUACAGUGCUCAGGGUUUAACGCAGUACAUCAAUGCCAUUGCUGUGGGAGAUAACCUCGAAUGCAUGUAUUGAGUAUAUAUAGAAAAUAUAUAUUGGGUUUUUUCUCUUCAGCUUGUAAGUUUAUAUAAGCAUGAAAACUAGAGAUUGCACAUCAUGCAUUCAUUCAGGUUCCUUCCCAGUUUGUUUGACAGUGCAUGUCUUUGGAAACAGGCAUGAACAGGAUAAACACCCCAGUCAAGAAUUCCGAGAGAAACAAUCUUAGUUGUACAGCAUUGGUUAUUGCAUUUUUAUAGUGUUUAUACCCAAGUAUUGCAUUUUUUCUGGUUCUCUCCUGGAGGUUAUAUAUUUGAGUCUGCAACAUGUUUUUUGUGAUAAGCAUCUUAAAUUAAAAAGUUACUUCAUUUUAAUGUAUUAAUGGUAUUCCUAAUGUGUAAUGCAAAGAUGGCUAAAAGCCUUUCCUUUAAAAUUAAAAUAUUUCCUUAAUCCGAGGUGACUAUGGAAACUAAGUGCAAAUUCACUUCCACCUCACAUACAAUCUUAUAUUUUUUACUUCAUUAAUGUAAUUUAAUUUGUCACUUGUAAGAUGAAACCUUACUUGAGCUGUAAAUUAGACAAUGGGAAACUCUUGAGGGUUCCGCUAUAUGUGCUGUUUCUGUUACCCAGUAACUUGAAUACUGUUUAAUAUGUUGUAAGACAUUGUAGAGUUUAUCUGGAGCUGUUUAAAAGAAAUUGUAAUGUACAAAUGUGAAUAGUCACUUAUCUAUAAUAUGGGUAAGUUUUGUUUUGCCUAUAAUAGUAGAUGUUUAUAAGAAAGUGAAGGACAAUGUUUGUCAUUUCUUGCUUGCACAGGUUGCACUAUUGAAAAAUUGAGAUUGUAUAAACCUGUCCAAAAAACUGCAAGAUACCAAAAUCUUGUAGAUGUCAAAUAAAACGUUAUUGUACUAACAAAACUGGAGUCUUGUUUAGGCAAUCACUGUAUUCCAAAAAAUUAACAAGUCUAGUUUGGCAUUCAACAAGACUUGAAUGGUCCAACCUACUUAAGCUAGUCUUCUGUCGUAUGGUCCAUAUCAGUCUUUAAGUUGAGCUAGUUAGUAUGUGAGACAAGGGAUAAACUCUAUACUGAACUUCAGUAUAUAUUUUACAAGUAAAGAUAGUGCUGUAAGUACAGUAAAGAUAAGGGUAAAUGGUUGACCUGAUGGCGACUUAGUGCUGUGAUCCAUUGUAGUGCCUGCUUCAUUUCCUUAAACACUUGGUGGACCAGAUUCUGAUGUCUCAGUGAUGUAAAUUUGGGAUAACUAUGGAACUGAGAUCAGAAAUUGAUCUAAUAACCUUAGAUUUAACUCCGUUAGGUUAAUGAUCAGUGGGAAGUCCCGUUAUUGCACUGGUAUUAGCACAUGCAGCACUAAUCUAGGAAGAACUCAUGAAUUUGGGGGAAAAUGUGCGUGUGCAGGAAGUUCCAUGUUUUAUUCAGCCAGCAAUUUAACAAACUGAAAUGCAUUUUGAAAUAAAGAUUUGUAACUACAAUUGAUGUGUCUGAGGCUAAUGCUGGCAGCAGCUAAACUGCGAGAGAGGAUUUCUAACCCAGGUACAAGUGGGUGCAGUUCUAUUUCUAACUGUGAAAUUGCAAGACAGCAUUGACCUGACCCGCCCCCCCCCCCAUACUUUGUUCUAGUGGGGGCAAAGAGUUAUUUGACUGCUGUAAUGUCAUCAGCAGAUGCUGGUGAUCCAGGCAGGCUGGACAUUGUGGACCAUAAAAGUAGCAGGAGUGGUGAGAGUUGCAUGCUCAUCAUUGCCUUGUUAGUGGGUACAUUCAACAUCCUAAUAAAGGUGAAAUAUACUUAAUUUCAUUCAUUCUGAGGAGAGGCUGCUUACUCUCAACCCUAAAAUCGUUGUGUUGAACAAAACCUCUUCAAUGUGUUCCUGGGUUGGAAACCUUGAAUGCUCGAUCUGCAAUGCAAGUGCAGAGCCUGGUCAAGAAACUUCCCCAAAAAUGCAAUUUUCCAUUUUCCAAUCAGUUCUGUUUGUUUCAAGACAGAAAUACUUUUAAUGGGCUGAAACAAUCAAACCAGUAACUAGACACACUUUCCUCUGCCACAAAGCUAUUCCUUCCUCCCCCCCCCCCCCAUCCUUAAGUUGCAGAUGCACAAGAGCUGUUUCCAUACUGCUAUAUCCUUGUUUUUGCGACCCAGAUCCUUUUCUAGCCUUAUGCCAUUGAUUUCCUGAUGCAACCUGCUAAUGAAUCUAGACCCCAGCUCCAGAGGGAGUAUCCCAAUAGGCUGUUAUAAACUUCUGUUUUAACAAAGGUCUUGUCUUCAAUCUCUUGCUCCCUAUGUAAACAACUCAGGCAAUCUUGAUUUUUAUGUGCAUGCACCCUGGGACGACAUGGCAUGUUUGUCCCAUGGGUAGCCUUAGUGCUAUUCACUUUGCAUAUAAGAAGUAUUAACGCUUUUUUUUGCAGUGAUUAAUUUGUAUUGUUUUUACCUUUAGAUGGUGGAAGUGUUAACACCUAAUGGUAGAAGCUCAUGGGAGGAGUGGCCUAGGAGUGUAGGGAUAAGUAGAAUGGCGUGGGAAAUAGAUCAGUCAUCAAGAAAGGAGGAGGGAAGACCUAACGCAACUACAAAGGUAGGGUGGAUAUCCUGUAACAGCACCUCUAGCAAAUUCAAGCGUCAAGAAGUGGAGGGGGCAGUAAGGGACCCGGAUCACAGGCUAAAAGGGAGGCAAGACCCUACUUAUCACUUGAUCCCUAUUUUUGUCACUUACAAAAAUCAUUGUUCCACUUAGGAGCAUGUUUAGAACUAAAGCUGGAUAUAGAUGGCAUUUAUAAGAAUAAUUGUUCAGUCUCAUUUUUCACCCACCAUUCUAAUAAUGCACGAGUCCCAGUGGCAUGCUAUAUAAAAUGACUGUGUAGGAGCUUGAACUGUCUUGCCUGGAGUUAGAUAAGGGAUCAGACAGUUUUUACAUGUCUGAGUCAAAAUCCACUGACCUUAUUCACUUAUUUCAGUUAUGCCUCUACUAGUAUGCUCAAAUACCCUACAGAUAAAUCUAUAACUCCUGCUGAAAUUGUCUUGUCCAGUAACUCUAUAAACUUUUGUAGUCUUCCAAAGAUGCCAAUUGUUUAGUCGUGUCUUGAACCACUUUAUAUAAAUGAAGAAAAUUCUGCAACCUGUAAACAUUUUGGGAAAUGAGUUGUUUUGGAGUUUUGCUUUUACUAUUGGGAUAAAUCUUGCUUAAAUCCCAUAGUAUGUUAUCUACAUAUAUAGAUAGAACAUAUGUAUAUAGAGAUCUUAAAGACAACUGAGUUCAUUAAUUUAAAUAUCUCCUGUAAAGCUACUCUAGUGAUCUUGUUCUUAGUCUUUUUCCCUUUCAUAUGUCCCGAGAGUUUUAUUCCCAUUUUCUUUACUUGCUACACACAGCAUUUGUAUGUACAUUAAAAUAUACAAAAUUUUCCAGGGGUAUCUGCCAUAUACUAGAUCAGUGGUUCUCAAACUUUUUUUUUUUUUUCACGGAAGACUUGAAAAUUGCUGAG
Molecule: messenger RNA, 8561 nt
Organism: Trachemys scripta elegans
Lineage: Eukaryota; Metazoa; Chordata; Testudines; Emydidae
Gene: SBNO1
Product: strawberry notch homolog 1
Exons: 32
Coding region: 549-4718 (1389 amino acids)
Biological process (GO): regulation of DNA-templated transcription
Cellular component (GO): nucleus
Molecular function (GO): histone binding; chromatin DNA binding
Source: RefSeq, a predicted model, not a curated record